Phytophthora sojae is the source of this 411-nucleotide messenger RNA. RefSeq lists its product as hypothetical. The annotation marks the transcript as partial. The transcript has a single exon. The record is from RefSeq and is a predicted model, not a curated record. Lineage: Eukaryota; Oomycota; Peronosporomycetes; Peronosporales; Peronosporaceae.
AUGGUGCGAGCCGACAUCGCUACGCCUCUGAUACUGCAGGAAGAGGCUCCGGUAGCACCAGCUACGACACGGACACCCGUCGACACUCAGUGUCGAGAACAAGUUGAUGAAUUUAAGAGCUACCAGGACGAGCUGCUGCGGGCUGCGUUCGUGGCCGAAGUGACAGCGCUUGCGCACGCAGUCCGAACGAAGGACGUUAGCCGAGUUGUGUCACGUUCGGUGGCAGUAGUAGAAUGUAUGGGCGCCCAAAUUGCAGCAAGUUUAUCCCCCGAUUCAAGAGCUCGUGUUGUGGGAAUCAUCCGUGACGUGACAGCGUAUAUGCAAGCUGCACGAACACAGCUGACUAUGCACUCUGAUGAAGAGGCGGAUGGCGCGCUUCAUGAAACGCAGACUAGCGCAGCUGCCGCUAAC